Molecule: messenger RNA, 509 nt
Organism: Penaeus vannamei (Pacific white shrimp)
Lineage: Eukaryota; Metazoa; Arthropoda; Malacostraca; Decapoda; Penaeidae
Source: RefSeq, a predicted model, not a curated record
GUUGCAGAUGGCAAGGCAUGUAUAAGACUCGUGGGGGAAGACGACGCAUGCAAGAUACACGAAACCCACGGAAUAAUCCAAACACUUCCACCAGUAACAUGGGAUGGCACAAGAUAAUUAUUCGGGAUGGCUGCAUGUAUGACAAGAAUGAAGUUCUGGAUAAUUUAAAGGAGUAUGUAGAAGAACCAUUUGUACCAAUAUUGUAUGAAGUAGAAGGAAACAGUUUGGUGUUCUACCUGGAAGACAAUGGUGCUGCUGCCAAAGCCAUCACAAAUGUCAACCGCAGAGUCACCAUGAGGAAUGGCUCAAGGCUCAUAAUCUGUAACAACAGAUCACCUCCCCCCAACAGACCACUCUCUGUCCAACAGCAAGAAAAAGUGAUGCACAUCAUGAGUGAACGUUACUGCCUUGAGUUGAAACGUUUGGACUUGAAGAAUUUUCAUAAUGCUCCAAGUAAGUACUUAUUUAUUUAUGAUAAUUACUUCAGACAGUGAUUGGUAAAAAAAGGA